CUCGACGACAUGGCCGCCACGGCAACGAGCGCCUGCAUCCGCGCGCCCUCCGGCGCGCGCCUCAUCCGCCGCGCGAACGGCCGCACCGCGCGCCGCGCCAAGGUCCUCAUCGUCAACACGAACGGCGGCGGGCACGCGAACAUCGGCUUCUGGCUCGCCAAGACGCUCGCCGCGCACGGCCACGCGGUCACGCUCUGCGUCGUCGGCACCGCGGAUGACAAAAAGAUGCAGAAGCCGCCGUUCACGUACUUCGGCGAGCUCACGUCCGCGGGGGUGAAGACGAUGUGGGCGAACCCGAACGACCUGGCGACGCUCCCGGGGCAGCCCGAGUUCGACGUCGUCGUGGACAACAACGGGAAGGAUAUGGACACCGUGGGGCCCGUCGCGGAUUUCGCGGUGAAAGCCGGCGCGAAGCAGUUCUUCUUCGUGUCGUCCGCGGGGAUGUACAUCCCGACGGUCACGCCGCCGCACCUCGAGGGCGACGCGGUGAAGGAGAGCGCCGGGCACGCCAAGGUGGAGGCGCAUCUCAAGACGAUGCCGUUCAAGAUGUCGUCGUUCCGCCCGCAGUACUUCACCGGAUACGGCAACAACAAAGGCGCGUUCUAUAUAUCUUACCACACUGACUGCGAGGAGUGGUUCUUCGACCGCAUCGUGAGAGGGCGGACGAUCCCGGUCCCGGGCAGCGGCGAUCAGCUCAGCGUCGUCGCGCACGCGGAGGACGUCGCGACGAUGAUGGCCGCCGCGGUCGGGAACGACGCCGCCGCGGGGCAAAUCUUCAACGCCGUCACGAACCGCGCGGUGACGCUCAACGGGAUGGCGCAGCUCUGCGCCGCCGCCGCGGGCGCGGAGCCGAAGAUCGCCAACUACGACCCGAAGAACCUCCCGGACGGCGUCGAGGUCAAGAAGGCGUUCCCGUUCCGCCCGAUCCACUUCUACUCCUACCCCGCGAAAGCGCUGGAACUUCUGGACUGGGCGCCGAAGCACGACCUCGCGUCGGAUCUGAAGGAACGGUUCGCGUUUUACGUCGCGAGCGGAAGGGACAAGAAGGAGAUGACGUUCGAGACGGACGACAAGAUCUUGAGGCACAUCGGGCGGUGAGCGCGUGCCCCCGCGGACGGAGGAUGAGAGGCGGAGGACGUGCGCGUCGAACUUCGAGGUUUAAUAUCGGAGUGAUACGCGGUAUGAUAUAUACAACGCUCGCGUC
Messenger RNA from Micromonas pusilla CCMP1545, 1204 nucleotides. RefSeq lists its product as uncharacterized. Gene Ontology annotation, molecular function: UDP-glucose 4-epimerase activity. Lineage: Eukaryota; Viridiplantae; Chlorophyta; Mamiellophyceae; Mamiellales; Mamiellaceae. Bases 10 to 1098 code for a protein of 362 amino acids. Gene Ontology annotation, biological process: beta-D-galactose catabolic process via UDP-galactose, Leloir pathway. The transcript has 4 exons. The record is from RefSeq and is a predicted model, not a curated record. Gene Ontology annotation, cellular component: cytosol.